GCCUGUGUUGCAGUUUGCAAACCUGGUUGGUCUCCCAACAUCAAGAAGCUGGAUUGCUAUGCAGAGAAGUUGACUCCCAGCACCUUCGCCUGUGAGCCGGAUCCCUGCCCGAUUCCGUUCGCCAAGAACCAGGAGGGCUCUGGUUGCUUGGGCGUUCCAGGCCGUGUGGACGGUACCGUGAUCGAGUCCGGUGAGACCUGCCGAACUGAGUGCAAGGAGGGCUACCAUGCUUCCGUUGAGAGGAUGAGCUGUAUGACUGGCUCUCUUACACCACCUUCUUGGAGUUGCAUCGAGGACAGAUGCCCUGCAGAGGGCGGCGUCGCCAACGCCGGAGCCAGAAUCUGUGAAGAAGGGAACUCCAUCGAGUCGGGAAAGCUUUGCACUACCAAAU
Molecule: messenger RNA, 391 nt
Organism: Symbiodinium sp. CCMP2456
Lineage: Eukaryota; Dinophyceae; Suessiales; Symbiodiniaceae
Source: the annotation of a GenBank genome assembly